AUGUCCGCAGGAGAGGCACCAGGACGCGGCGUGGAGAGAGCGCCUGGAGACAGGGGUCCGCGGCGGAGGAGCGACGCAAGGAUAGGAGGCUCAGAGGAGGCUCGGAGGAGACACAGAGGAGGUUCAGAGGAGGCUCAGAGGAGGAUCAGAGGAGGUUCAGAGGAGGCCCACAGGAGGCCCACAGGAGGCCCAGAGGAGGCCCACAGGAGGCCCACAGGAGGCUCAGAGGAGGUUCAGAGGAGGCGCAGAGGAGCUUCAGAGGAGGCGCAGAGGAGGCACAGAGGAGGCGCAGAGGAGCUUCAGAGGAGGCGCAGAGGAGGCACAGAGGAGGCUCAGAGGAGACACAGACCGUGUACAGAUUCUGUGGAGGCUCCUGCAGACGCCAUGAUGCCAGAGCGCCGUGAGAGUGCAGUGCGUCUUCAGUGCGUCUUCAGUGCGUCUGCAGUGCGUCUGCAGUGCGUCUUCAGUGCGUCUGCAGUGCGUCUGCAGUGCGUCUGCAGUGCGUCUGCAGUGCGUCUGCAGUGCGUCUGCAGUGCGUCUGCAGUGCGUCUGCAGUGCGUCUGCAGUGCGUCUGCAGUGCGUCUGCAGUGCGUCUGCAGUGCGUCUGCAGUGCGUCCGCAGUGUGGACCAGGUGUGGACCAGGUGCGGACCAGGUGUGGACCAGGUGUGGACCAAGUGUGGACCAGGUGCGGACCAGACGUGGACCAGGUGUGGACCAAGUGUGGACCAGGUGCGGACCAGGCGUGGACCAGGUCUCCUCCUUCACCUCCUCCAUCACCUCAUCACCUCCUCCAUCACCUCCUCUUCACCUCCUCCAUCACCUCCUCAUCACCUCCUCCAUCACCUCAUCACCUCCUCCAUCACCUCCUCUUCACCUCCUCCAUCACCUCCUCCAUCACCUCCUCAUCACCUCCUCAUCACCUCCUCAUCACCUCCUCCAUCACCUCAUCACCUCCUCCAUCACCUCCUCCAUCACCUCCUCUUCACCUCCUCCAUCACCUCAUCACCUCAUCACCUCAUCACCUCCUCCAUCACCUCAUCACCUCCUCCAUCACCUCCUCUUCACCUCCUCCAUCACCUCCUCUUCACCUCCUCCAUCACCUCAUCACCUCCUCCAUCACCUCCUCCAUCACCUCCUCCAUCACCUCAUCACCUCCUCCAUCACCUCAUCACCUCCUCUUCACCUCCUCCAUCACCUCAUCACCUCCUCCAUCACCUCCUCUUCACCUCCUCCAUCACCUCAUCACCUCCUCUUCACCUCCUCCAUCACCUCCUCUUCACCUCCUCCAUCACCUCAUCACCUCCUCAUCACCUCCUCCAUCACCUCAUCACCUCCUCCAUCACCUCCUCUUCACCUCCUCCAUCACCUCAUCACCUCCUCCAUCACCUCCUCUUCACCUCCUCCAUCACCUCAGCACCUCCUCCAUCACCUCAUCACCUCCUCCAUCACCUCCUCUUCACCUCCUCCAUCACCUCAUCACCUCCUCCAUCACCUCCUCUUCACCUCCUUCAUCACCUCAUCACCUCCUCCAUCACCUCAUCACCUCCUCCUUCACCUCAUCACCUCCUCCAUCACCUCAUCACCUCAUCACCUCCUCCAUCACCUCAUCACCUCCUCCAUCACCUCCUCAUCACCUCCUCAUCACCUCCUCCAUCACCUCCUCAUCACCUCCUCAUCACCUCCUCAUCACCUCCUCCUUCACUUGUGGCAGUCUGAAGCUGCCCUGUCCUGUGGCAGUGUGGCAGUCUGAAGCUGCCCUGUCCUGUGGCAGUGUGGCAUGUGGCAGUCUGAAGCUGCCCUGUCCUGUGGCAGUGUGGCAGUCUGAAGCUGCCCUGUCCUGUGGCAGUGUGGCAGUGUGGCAGUCUGAAGCUGCCCUGUCCUGUGGCAGUGUGGCAUGUGGCAGUCUGAAGCUGCCCUGUCCUGUGGCAGUGUGGCAGUCUGAAGCUGCCCUGUCCUGUGGCAGGACCCUCACAGCGUUGCCAGGGACCCUCACAGCGUUGCCAGGGACCCUCUCAGUGUUGCCAGGGACCCUCAGUGUUGCCAGGGACCCUCACAGCGUUGCCAGGGACCCUCAGUGUUGCCAGGGACCCUCUCAGUGUUGCCAGGGACCCUCAGUGUUGCCAGGGACCCUCACAGCGUUGCCAGGGACCCUCAGUGUUGCCAGGGACCCUCACAGCGUUGCCAGGGACCCUCAGUGUUGCCAGGGACCCUCUCAGUGUUGCCAGGGACCCUCAGUGUUGCCAGGGACCCUCACAGCGUUGCCAGGGACCCUCUCAGUGUUGCCAGGGACCCUCACAGCAUUGCCAGGGACCCUCAGUGUUGCCAGGGACCCUCACAGCAUUGCCAGGGACCCUCAGUGUUGCCAGGGACCCUCACAGCGUUGCCAGGGACCCUCUCAGUGUUGCCAGGGACCCUCACAGCGUUGCCGGGGACCCUCACAGCGUUGCCAGGGACCCUCUCAGUGUUGCCAGGGACCCUCACAGCAUUGCCAGGGACCCUCAGUGUUGCCAGGGACCCUCACAGCGUUGCCAGGGACCCUCAGUGUUGCCAGGGACCCUCACAGCGUUGCCAGGGACCCUCUCAGUGUUGCCAGGGACCCUCACAGCAUUGCCAGGGACCCUCAGUGUUGCCAGGGACCCUCACAGCGUUGCCAGGGACCCUCACAGCGUUGCCGGGGACCCUCACAGCGUUGCCAGGGACCCUCAGUGUUGCCAGGGACCCUCACAGCGUUGCCGGGGACCCUCACAGCGUUGCCGGGGACCCUCACAGCGUUGCCGGGGACCCUCACAGUGUUGGGACCACGCUAA
Molecule: messenger RNA, 2808 nt
Organism: Knipowitschia caucasica
Lineage: Eukaryota; Metazoa; Chordata; Actinopteri; Gobiiformes; Gobiidae
Source: the annotation of a GenBank genome assembly